This is a messenger RNA of Argiope bruennichi, 615 nucleotides long. RefSeq lists its product as uncharacterized. Lineage: Eukaryota; Metazoa; Arthropoda; Arachnida; Araneae; Araneidae. The transcript has a single exon. Gene Ontology annotation, molecular function: nucleic acid binding; RNA-DNA hybrid ribonuclease activity. Gene Ontology annotation, biological process: DNA replication, removal of RNA primer. The record is from RefSeq and is a predicted model, not a curated record. Bases 1 to 615 code for a protein of 204 amino acids.
AUGAGUUUGCCUUAUAGUGAUGUUGAGCCUCACUCCUUAAAAUCUUGUCUGAGCCCCUCAGAGGGACUCCCCAGAGUCUACUUUCACUUUGACCUUUCUAUACAGGUCACCAGAAAGGACUUGAUUCCAGAUAAUCUUAAACAGUUGACCUUGGAGAUCAUCAAUGUGAUCCCCUAUAAUGCCAUAAAAAUCUUUACGGACGGCAGCAGACUGAAUGACCAUGCUGGUAGUGGCAUCUACAUUGAGAAGCCAAGAGAUAAAUUGUCCAUCUCCUUCCGAAACCCUGAUUUCUCUUCCGUCUUCAAGAGCGAAUUAAUUGCAAUUGAACACAGCCUUGAAGCUAUUCGCAAUGAAAAUGACUUUGGGGACCUCUGGAUCUUUUCGGAUAGUCGCAGCUCCCUUCAACACAUCCACAAUUGGAUCACAGUCGGAGAUCAAACAAGUAUUUCCAUACUUAUCAAGUUCAGGCUUAUUUCAGACUCUCAUGAUGUUCAUUUUCAGUGGAUCCCUUUGCACGUUGACAUCCACGGCAAUGAGCGUGCAGAUAGCUUGGUCAAAGAGGGCUGCAGCCACUCUAGUUCUUCCUCUUCAGCCCUCAAAUUUUUCGAACAUUAA